This is a messenger RNA of Lobosporangium transversale, 1476 nucleotides long. RefSeq names its product major facilitator superfamily domain-containing protein. The coding region runs from base 1 to 1476 and encodes 491 amino acids. Gene Ontology annotation, molecular function: transmembrane transporter activity. The transcript is spliced from 4 exons. Lineage: Eukaryota; Fungi; Mortierellomycota; Mortierellomycetes; Mortierellales; Mortierellaceae. The record is from RefSeq and is a predicted model, not a curated record. Gene Ontology annotation, biological process: transmembrane transport.
AUGAGCGCAGUUGUGGUUGCUGGGAUACCAGGGCCAACGAUUGCUGUUGAUCAGAACGACUCUUGCUCUCUUUCUUUAAGCGUGGCCCCUGAGAAAAGCUUCUGGAGGAGUCAACCACCUUUUUAUCCUGAAAUAAAAGGUGAUCCUCGAGAGGGACUUUCCCGUAGAAGAAAGGCAGUUAUUCUCUUUGUUAUUUCUCAGGCGGGUUCACUUGCUGGUUUUAGCUCUACUAUUUAUUUUCCAUCUCUGGUUCAGAUUUCUGAGGAUCUGAAUGCAUCUCAGACGAGCAUCAAUGCGUCAGUGUCCUUAUUCAUCCUCUUCAUGGGCGUUGCUCCCCUUAUUACUUCAACGCUCUCCGAUACAUUCAAGAUCCGCCGUAUUCUUUAUCUUGUUUAUGCAGUAGUAUUUACGGUUGCAUCUUUUGGUGGCGGAUAUUCCAACUCAGCCGCUCCCCUUAUUCUCGCUCGAAUCUUUCAAGCGGUAGGCUCUGGCGGAGCCACCAUUCUUGGAGCAGGGACUAUAACCGAUAUUUAUCCACCAGCUGAGCAAGGAACAUCAAUGGGCUUAUUCUUCUUGGGUCAAUUCCUUGGUCCGGUCUUAGGGCCUCCGAUUGGCGGUCUCCUAGCACACGCAUUCGGUUGGCGAUCUACAUUCUAUUUCAUGGCCAUCGUCAGUGUUGUAGUGAUCUUGGAGCUGUUCUUUUUCUUGCCUGAAACUUACCGUGUAGAGCCAGAAGAUUUGGACUCGCUUGAGACUAAAGGCUUGCCGACACGAACCAAAAAGGGAUUUGUUAAUCCAUUUAAAGCCGUAUUCUUAUUAAGGCAUCCUGUCAUCAUCCUCUCUGCUAUUGAGCUCGGAAUGGUCUUUGGCCUCAUGUUUUCCAUCGAAACCAUUGUUCCUGAGCUAUUUACGAGUCGCUAUGGGCUAAACGAAUUCGAAACAGGUCUAACCUAUCUCGGCGCCGGCGUUGGAAGCGUUAUCGGUGCUAUGAUGGGCGGUAAACUGUCUGAUCUCUCCUUGGUACGUGGCCAGCGUAGAAAUGGAGGCGAGGCGAUCCUGGAAGAUCGAUUGUCAAUUACAAUGUGGAUUGCUGCUUAUAUCAUUGUCCCUUUGGGUGCUCUUCUCUUUGCAUGGAGUGCUCAAGAUCAUCUCCACAUCGCUGUACCUAUUGUUGGCUUUUCAAUCUAUAACUUUGGUAUGGGUCAGGUCAUGUCCGCCGGUUCCGCUUACGUAGUCAAUGCUAUCCCAGGACAAGGAUCUUCUGCGACAGCAGCGGUCGGCUGUUUAAGGAUGAUCUUUGCAUGCAUCUUUUCAUUGACUGCCCAGCUCAUUGUGGAUAGUAUUGGAUAUGGUAAUUAUGGUAUUAUCAUGGCCGUCAUCAAUAUUGUUUGUACCCUUGUGUUCCAUAUUGUCAAGUUUAAGGGUGCUAAAAUGCGUGCCGCUGCUGCCAAGAUCGAGCAGAAUAAGAACUCGUAA